Molecule: messenger RNA, 2447 nt
Organism: Trifolium pratense (red clover)
Lineage: Eukaryota; Viridiplantae; Streptophyta; Magnoliopsida; Fabales; Fabaceae
Product: DNAJ protein JJJ1 homolog
Exons: 3
Coding region: 103-2007 (634 amino acids)
Molecular function (GO): nucleic acid binding; zinc ion binding
Source: RefSeq, a predicted model, not a curated record
UUUGUUUUCGACUUGUUCUUGUCGUCAACCUACGGGUAACUUAAAAGAGAUAAAACUUGAACACACAAAAUACGAAACCCUAAUUCUCUAAACAACCAAACAAUGGCAUCGGCGAAGCGAUGCCAUUACGAAGUUCUCGGUAUCUCUCGCGACUGUUCACCGGACGAAAUCCGAUCAUGUUACCGGAAACUCGCCCUCCAACGCCACCCAGACAAGCUCGUCAAAUCAGGCCUAUCUCAAUCCGAAGCCACCGCUCAAUUUCAGGAGCUACAACAUGCUUACGAGGUUCUCUCUGAUCCAAAAGAACGCGCUUGGUAUGAUUCUCACCGUUCUCAAAUCCUCUUCUCCGAUCCAAAUUCUCAUUCUAAUUCCGUUGUACCUGACCUUUUCUCGUUUUUCUCAAACACUGUGUUUUCUGGUUAUUCCGAUUCCGGUAAGGGUUUUUACAAGGUUUAUUGUGAUGUGUUUGAUAAAAUUCAGGCGAAUGAGAUUAAUUUUGCUAAGAAAUUAGGUAUUGGAAUUGAUUCUGUUAAACAAGCUCCUCUUAUGGGGAAUUUGGAUAGUCCUUAUGCUCAGGUUACCGCUUUUUAUAGUUAUUGGUUGGGAUUUUCGACGGUUAUGGAUUUUUGUUGGGUGGAUGAGUAUGAUGCGAUGGCUGGUCCGAAUAGGAAAUCACGGAGGUUGAUGGAGGAAGAGAAUAAUAAGGUGAGGAGGAAGGCUAAGAGGGAGUAUAAUGAUACUGUGAGGAGGUUGGCUGAUUUUGUGAAGAAGAGGGAUAAGAGAGUGAUUGAUAUGAAGGUGAAGAAGAAUUUGGAGGAAGAGAAGAAGAAAGAGGAGGAGAAAGAGAGGAAGAGGAAGUUGGAGUUGGAGAAGAAGGAGAGGGCUAUGGCUUAUGAGGAGCCUGAUUGGGCUAAGGUUGAUGAGGAAGAGGAUUUGUUUGAGGAUGAUGAGUUUGAGGAGAAGAAAGAUGAGAAGGAGUUUUAUUGUGUGUUGUGUGGAAAGAAGUUUAAGAGUGAGAAGCAAUGGAAGAAUCAUGAGCAGUCGAAGAAACAUAAGGAGAAAGUUGCUGAGUUUAAGGAUUCGCUUGAUGAUGAAGAGGAGUUAAAAGCCGAGUUGGAUGAGGAAAGUGAAAUUGAAAGAGAAGGAGCUGGAGAGGAGAGAUUAGCAAGUGAGGAGGAUGGAUUUGAGGUUGAUGAUUUGGAGGAGAGGAAUCGAGAUGGUCUUAAUGUUGCAGAAGAGGAUGCAAAUGGGGUUGAACUGAAUGAUGAUGGUGACGAUGAUGAAUUUUUUGAUGCGGCAAAUGCAAAAGAGGGAGAGGAGGCUGGUGUAUCAGUUGAUUUUGAUGUUAAUGACGACAACGAUGAUGAUGAAGAUGGUGAAAAUGAUGUUCUUGAAACAACGGUGUUUGGGCACAGGGGCAGAGUUGAUUUUGACGAGAAUGAAGAUGAAGGUGAUGAAACUGAUAUUCUUGAAGCAAUGUUGGCUGGGCGCAAGAGCAGAAAAUCUGGUGCUUCAAUACACAAGCCCACAGCUUCUGUAACUCCAGCUCAAAUUGAUAGUGAGAAUGAGAACGAUGGGGUUGGUGCUAUGGAAUAUAACAACCGAAAGCCCACAAGAAAGAAACGUAGAGCCAAGAAAGAGAAGGGUGGCAAAAAUGGGGAUGGUUCUUGUGUGCCUGAAAAUGGCAAACAUGAAAAUAUGAACAGUAAUGGAAAUGACGAUUCCUAUGCACAAGAGUCUAGUUCUCAAAAUUUCGACGAAAUUGGUGGUAAAGAAAAUGAGCAGGUGGGUAGAGAUAAGAAGAUUUCAAAUCAACCUGUUGAUAAAAAAGGAACUUCAAAGGACACAAAGUCCAAAGCAAAAAUUUCAUCCAAAGGAAAAAAGGCAAAGAAUACUUCGAAGAAUCUUGGCCAUUUUUGUGAGACGUGUGAAAUGGAGUUUGAAUCAAGGAAUAAAUUACAUAAGCAUCUGGGUGAGUCUGGGCAUGCGGCAAUUAAAGGUCGAUAAGGAAAAUACAGCAAUGAUUAAUCAUUUCAAAUGUAUCAUCGAGUGGUUUUUCCAGGUCCACCAGAUAUCGAACAACUGCAAUUUUUGGUCCAUUCUCUAAUUUUUACUAUUGUGUUUAGAUAAAUUGUAACUCAGGCUUCAGCAGAGAGCAUUUGUUAUUUAUGCCAGAGUUCAUAACGGUAUCGAUACAGGGUAUAUCCAAAUCUCAAUAGAAAUCACCCUCUGUAUGUCAACAACAUUUUGAUCAAUCAUAUCUCCCAAACAAAACAUGUGUUCAAAUAGCCAAUAUUAUGGUUUUAGACUUUUAGAGUGACCAGAUGGAGUUCAUUCUAUGUUCUGUAACAAUAGUGAAAUAGAAUUUUACAGGCACAAGAUUGGAAGUCUAUGAAGAUAGUUUAUGGAUUUCAAUUGGAUCCAGAUCUAUAUUGGGUUCACACAAA